AUGUCAACAUGCAUUCCAUUGCCAGUAUCAAAUGUAUUUAAUUCUAAAACAAUCAAAUCUGCCGUAUAUGAUUUUGUUACGGAUUAUGAAACUCCAAAAAUUGUUACUAUUCGAAGUGCAAAAUUUACUUUAUUACUACGUAUAAGUCAAGUUAUUAUUUUACUUUACGGCGUCUUAUAUUUAUUGUUGUACCAGAAAGGUUAUCAAAAACAAGAUUCGUCUAUCGUAUCAUCUGUAACAUUAAAAGUAAAAGGCAUUGGUUAUGUUGAAUCGUUAAAAAAUCAAACAACAAUUAUCGAUGGUACCGAUUAUGUUAUACCACCAUUAGAAAAUGCUGCUGUAUUUAUCAUGUCCUGUUAUAUACGAACUGAACAGAAACGUAUGACAUGUGAAGAAUCAAAAUAUAUAGAUAAUGCACAUUGUACAAGAAAUGAGCAAUGUGUUGCAAAUAAUUAUCAAUUUCUUCAUACUAAUGGACGAUGGACUGGACGGUGUUUAAUACGAUUAAAUCAAACCGUUGGUUUAUGUGAAAUAGAGGGCUGGUGCCCGGUGGAGGAUGAUCUUGCUCAGCGAGAAUUAAUUGAAGGGGUACUCAAUUUUACUAUAUUUCUAAAAAAUUUUGUCGAAUUUCCUGGAUUUAAAGUUAUUCGUAAAAAUUUUCAUGAUAAUAUGUCACCGUGUCUUUAUCAUGAUAUUCAUGAUAAAUCGUGUCCAAUAUUUCGUUUAUCAACAAUAAUUGAAUCAGCUGAAACCGAUCAAGCUGAACGUGAAUUAAUGUUAAAAUUUGGUGGUGUAAUUAAAAUUAAACUAAACUGGGAUUGUAAUUUUGAUUUUAAUGUUAAAAAGUGCGUUCCAGUAUAUUCGUUUGGAAGAUUGGAUGCAAAAUUUAAAGCUGAGAACUUUUCAAAAGGGUUUAAUUUUCGGUAUGUAGACUUGAUCAUUUGA
Didymodactylos carnosus is the source of this 945-nucleotide messenger RNA. Lineage: Eukaryota; Metazoa; Rotifera; Eurotatoria; Philodinida; Philodinidae. The record is from the annotation of a GenBank genome assembly.